Peromyscus maniculatus bairdii (prairie deer mouse) is the source of this 1673-nucleotide messenger RNA. It is a transcript of the gene Ankrd33, whose product is annotated as ankyrin repeat domain 33. Gene Ontology annotation, molecular function: protein binding. Lineage: Eukaryota; Metazoa; Chordata; Mammalia; Rodentia; Cricetidae. The record is from RefSeq and is a predicted model, not a curated record.
UCCUUGGGUAAACCCUGGAGCCCACCUCCCCACUCGUACUUAUUUAACGCCCGGACCUUCUUCCACACCACGGCCGCGGCCUCUUCCCCAGACCUGCCCCACUGCAGUGGAGGGCAUCUCAGGCUCCGGAGCCUCAUCACGCUUCUCCUGCAAAACCGCUUCUAAGAGCAGCUGACGUCCCACGACGGAGCUUUCUGCAGGCCCAGCCAUCUGUCACCUGCCUCACUUCCUGGUGAUAGUCCCUGGGUUAUGCCACAGAAGGACUGCUGGGUUUGGGAGAUGCUGGGGUGCUCUGAGCCACAGGCCUGCCUGCUGUGAUGGUCUUUUGGAGGCCCUAGAACCCCAGGUGAUUGAAGAGAGACUCGCCUUUCUGCCCCAGACUGGAAGCAGAGGAGCCACCACUGACCUGGGAAGGGUUGGACAUGUCUGAGGCACUGUCCUGCCCCAGCAACGAGACCCCUACCCCUGGUUGUCACCUGAAGACCCUGUACUGGGCCUGUGCCCACAAUGACCCCGACGAGCUCCAAGCCAGGCUGGAUGUCGGGGUCUCCCCAGAGGAGGUUUCCCAAGUGGACAGCAAUGGGAGGACAGGCCUCAUGGUGGCAUGCUACCGUGGCUUUGGUGCCAUUGUGGUUCUGCUCAGCUGCUGUCCUUUCCUGGAUGUGAACCAGCAGGACAAAGAUGGAAACACAGCCCUCAUGCUGGCCGCUCAAGCAGGUCACACAUCCCUGGUGACUCUCCUGCUCAACUACUUUGCUGGCCUGGACCUGGAGCGCAGGGACCAGCGGGGACUCACAGCUCUGAUGAAGGCUGCCAUUCGUGACCGCUCUGAGUGUGUGGUGGCCCUCCUCAUGGCGGGUGCUGACCUGAGCUCCGUGGAUCCCGUCCGGGGCAAGACAGCCUUGGAGUGGGCUGUUCUGACGGACAGCUUUGACACCGUGCGGAAGAUCCGGCAGCUGCUGAGACGACCCCAGGCAGAGCAGCUCAGCCUGCAGUACCAGCCAGAGUGGCCAGCCUUGGCCCAGCUCGUGGCCCGGGCCCAGGCCCAGGCUACCCCAUCCCUCUUAGAAAAGCUGCAAGCUACCCUGAGCCUCUCUUUUGCUGAGUCUCCUCAGGAGGGGGGUGUUCUGGACCACUUUGUGACGGUCACCACCAGCUUGGCCAGCCCCUUCCUCACCACGGCCUGCCACACACUGUGCCCCGAUCACCCACCCAUGCUGGGCACUCGAGGCAAGUCAGUGCCUGAGCUGUUGGGCACCGCCCCUCCCCCUCCCCCAGCACCCCACCCUCCUCUGGCUGUCCCCGUCCCCCAGGUCUUCGUCCCCUACCAGAGCCCUCGGAGUGUGCUCUCCCAGUGGUUACAGUCCAGGGACAGUACAGGUGCCAGGUCCCAAAUCCCCAAGAUCCUCCUCUCCAAGGCGCCCUCUUCCCCUACCCAGUACGAAGAGUUGAUACUCAGGCCUGCAGGGCAGCGAAGUCUGGCUCUUCCUCUCUGGAGAUACCAGGAGAGGAAGAAGCAGGAAGAUGAAGCUAAGAACCAUGGGGAGGUGGGCUAGGCCAAGCUAGAGGCGAGUAAGACACGUUCCUGUCUGGGGCUUCUUCUGCUUCCCAGCUGCCUCUGUCCUGAGGAACCUGCUUCCGCUGACCGUACAAGGUUGCCCACAGUAGUGUCU